ACUCCACAGUUUGCAGUAUGCAGAUUAUGCCACUCAUGGUAAUCCACUGUGUCCUUUUAAUCCUACUCAGAGUGACGUUUUCCGUGACUCCUCCCCUCCUGGUCCUCUCUCCUCCUGUUGUCUCCUCUGCCACUACGACUAAUUCUCUCAUUCCGUCUGCCUAAGCGUUGGUGAAGCUGCAGAGAGACGCUUGUAACCAUGGCUGCUACUGGGUCUUUCCGUAUGGUGUCAGAGGAGGAGCAGGCCAUGCGCUCCAAGCUGGAGCAUUUGACAGUGAAGGAUCACGGGCCGGUGUUUGGGCCGUGCCAAAAACUGCCUGGCCACACUGUGCAAAAGGCAAAGGAUGAGCUGAAUGAGACGGAUGAGAGCCGGGCGUCGUCGCUGAAGGACCUGCGGGCCAUGAUGAAAGAGAAAGCGGCGGCCGGGGACGACCUGGCCAAACUGAUGCUGGAGCGCUUCGGGGACGAACCCGACUCCCUGCUGCUGCGCUUCCUCAGAGCCCGCAAGUUUGACGUCGUCCGAGCCCACGACCUCAUGAGAGGCUACAUGCGCUUCAGGAAGGAGUAUCCUGAGCUGUUUGAGAACCUGACCCCCGAGGCGGUCCGCAGCACCAUCGAGGCGGGCUACCCGGUGGUUCUGCCCAGCAGAGACAAGUAUGGCCGCGUGGUCCUGCUCUUCAACAUCGACAACUGGGACCUGGAGGAGAUCACGUUUGACGAGAUCUUGAGAGCAUACUGUGUGAUCCUAGAGAAGCUGCUGGAGAAUGAAGAGACCCAGAUCAACGGCUUUGUGCUGAUUGAGAAUUUCAAGGGCUUCACCAUGCAGCAUGCCUCGGGGAUCAAGCCGAUGGAGCUCAAGAAGAUGGUGGACAUGCUGCAGGACUCCUUCCCUGCCCGUUUCAAGGCGGUCCACGUUACCCACCAGCCCUGGUACUUCACCACCACCUACAACGUGGUCAAACCGUUCAUGAAGAGCAAACUGCUGGAGAGGGUCUUCGUUCACGGUGAAGAGCUGGACAACUACUUGAAAGAAUUUGAUGCGGACAUCCUGCCGGCAGAUUUUGAUGGGAAAGCCUCUGUUGCCGACUACCAGGCCGUCACCACCAAGCUCUUUGGCUCCGAAGACACUGCUCUCUGAAAAACAACAAAUCACUCAUGCCAUUUCAAACCCAAGAGUUAUAGUGUCCUUCACCCUAGGUGCUUCUUUUUGAUCACAUCAGAUACGUGCUCUAUUUUGACGCUAGGUUGAUAUAUUUUAUUCUUAUUCAGGCAGUUCCUAUGAGCAAAAAGAGGUCAGGAGCAGAGGAUGGUUUUCGCAAAAAAGCGUAAUACUAUAGGAAUGAGAACAGAGAAGGAUGUUUAGAUGUUACAAAGAGAAUAACUGAUGGUUAAUGCUUGUGAUUUUAUAGUUCUGCUCCUCUUCUGAUUAUUUUUCUUGUGCCUGUACAAGCAGACGGAGGAUGAUGAGAGAGUUGGUAACGCGAUGACGUAGCUCACAACCAGAACGGGGUCAGCCCGCGUUUGGUUCGGUGUUCUUUGCCUUAAACAUGUAUUUCACAACGUACAGAAGAGCAUUGGUGCCUACAGUCCUGUCAGAUGAAAAGAGAACAGAAGUGCAUUAGUCUCUCGAGAGUGAAUUUAAGAAAGGUAUGAGGAGGGAAAACUGAUGAACGGAUCAGCCUGCAUUUGAUUGUUGUUCUGGGAGCAGGGGCCCCCCGAUGCACUGCCAUGGGAACAGCCUCGUUUGUGUUGUUACACUCAGACCCCUGAUUUACCACAAAGAUCCAUUCUGCAGUGUGCAUUGGAUUGUCAAAUUUCAAUAAAAUAGUUUUUUUUUCGUG
This is a messenger RNA of Scophthalmus maximus (turbot), 1840 nucleotides long. RefSeq names its product retinaldehyde-binding protein 1. The coding region runs from base 199 to 1137 and encodes 312 amino acids. NCBI's taxonomy places the organism in Eukaryota, Metazoa, Chordata, Actinopteri, Pleuronectiformes, Scophthalmidae. The transcript has 8 exons. Gene Ontology annotation, cellular component: membrane. Gene Ontology annotation, molecular function: phosphatidylinositol bisphosphate binding. The record is from RefSeq and is a predicted model, not a curated record.